This is a messenger RNA of Limanda limanda (common dab), 1686 nucleotides long. RefSeq names its product SMAD family member 7 (gene smad7). Lineage: Eukaryota; Metazoa; Chordata; Actinopteri; Pleuronectiformes; Pleuronectidae. The coding region runs from base 210 to 1343 and encodes 377 amino acids. Gene Ontology annotation, cellular component: heteromeric SMAD protein complex. Gene Ontology annotation, biological process: SMAD protein signal transduction; anatomical structure morphogenesis; BMP signaling pathway. The transcript has 4 exons. The record is from RefSeq and is a predicted model, not a curated record. Gene Ontology annotation, molecular function: I-SMAD binding; transcription regulator inhibitor activity.
CCCCCCACCACCACCACCUCGGUGAUCUGGUCUGCAGGAGGCAGAGACUGGCGCAUGCUACGGAUCUCCUCCGCUCAUCCAGCUCAUCCCGGUUCCUCCGCCGUCUCCUCUCAGGCUGCUUGUCACCGCCUGGACUCGGAUCCCGGAAUCUUCAUGAUUUGCGGACACCAUGCUCGUUUUUUAGCCGGGGAACCCUCUUUUCGUCCCGCAUGUUCAGGACCAAACGAUCGGGGCUCGUCCGGCGACUCUGGAGGAGCCGCGCGCCCGUGGAGGGCGACGGGGAGGCGGAUCGAGGGACCACGCAUGGCUCCGGGGGCUGCUGCAUGGGCAAAGCGACAAAGGUGGCCAAGUCCGGCGCCGGGUCCGAGGCCGAACUCAAGGCGUUGACCCACUCCGUACUGAAGAAGCUUAAAGAGAAACAAUUAGAGGUGCUCUUGCAGGCGGUGGAGUCCAAGGGGGGCGCACGGAGCCCCUGCUUGCUCCUGCCCGGCAGAGUGGACGCCAAAGUGGGUCAACAGUCUUACUCUCUCCCCAUGCUGCUCUACAAAGUGUUCCGGUGGCCGGACCUCAGGCAUUCCUCGGAGCUCAAGAGGCUGUCUUGCUGUGAAUCCUACGGGAAAAUCAACCCGGAGCUCGUCUGCUGCAACCCGCACCACAUGAGCAGGCUUUGUGAACUCGAGUCUCCUCCUCCUCCAUAUUCUCGCUAUCCCAUGGACUAUCUUAAACCACCAGAUUCUCCAGACUCUGGACCCUCAUCUAGUGAAACUGGGGGAACAACAUACUCGGCCCCUGUGGGGCUUUCAGAUUCCCUGGCAAUGCAGGAGUCUGGCGAGCGGUCCCAUUGGUGCGUGGUGGCGUACUGGGAGGAGAAGACCCGCGUCGGGCGCCUCUACUCGGUCCAGGAGCCCUCCCUGGACAUCUUCUACGAUCUACCUCAGGGGAACGGCUUCUGUCUGGGUCAGCUCUGCUCCGAUAACAAGUCCCAGCUGGUGCAGAUGGUGCGGGCCAAGAUCGGCUACGGCAUCCAGCUGACGCGUGAGGCGGACGGGGUGUGGGUCUACAACCGCAGCUGCUACCCCAUCUUCAUAAAGUCGGCCACACUGGACAACCCGGACUCGCGCACGCUGCUGGUGCACAAGGUGUUCCCCGGGUUCUCCAUCAAAGCGUUUGACUAUGACAAGGCCGGCAGCCUGCAGCGGCCCAACGACCACGAGUUCACGCAGCAGCCGCGCACAGGCUUCACCGUGCAGAUCAGCUUUGUGAAGGGCUGGGGACAGUGCUACACCAGACAGUUCAUCAGCAGCUGCCCGUGCUGGUUGGAAGUCAUCUUCAACACCCGAUAGCAGCAGCAGCCUUCCUCACCUCCUUCUGCCCCCUUCACAAACAGACUACACCUUCUUUCCCUUUUUUUUUGUUUUUUUUUUGUUCCAGGGGUUCAAAGAGAGGAAAAAAGGUUUUAAAAGAAGACGAAAGUAUACGAUUCUGACGGACUUUGUUUAAUACACACGACAAAGAUUUAAUUAAAUGAAAAAUAAGAAGCGAAAAAUGUAUUUUAUGUUAUAUAUAAAUAUAUUAUUAAUUGUAAAUAUGAAGACGUUUUAUAUGCAUCAUUAUUUAUGUAUUGUGCAAUGUGUUGAUGAAAAAGAAAAUAAGAUGCACUUUGCUUAAUAUAAAUGCAAAACAAAG